AUACAUAUAUAUAUAUCAAAGUAAUCCUUGGCCACAAUAAGUUCAAAGCGUAGUAUAGGAGUAAAUGGGGAGAUCUCCUUGUUGUGAGAAAGGUCACACAUACAAAGGAUCAUGGACUAGAGAAGAAGAUGAGCGUUUGAUAGCUUACAUCCAAGCUCAUGGAGAGGGUUGUUGGAGAUCCCUUCCGAAAGCUGCUGGCCUUCUCCGUUGCGGUAAGAGUUGCCGGCUUCGAUGGAUUAACUAUCUCCGCCCUGAUGUUAAGCGGGGUAAUUUUACCGACGAAGAAGAUGAACUCAUCAUCAAGUUCCAUAGCCUUCUUGGUAACAAGUGGUCAAUCAUAGCAGGGAGACUACCUGGGAGAACAGAUAAUGAGAUCAAGAAUCAUUGGAAUACCCACAUAAAGAGGAAGCUACUGAGCAGAGGUAUUGACCCUUUGACACAUCGACCGGUCAAUGAACAAGCUGCAAUUCACACCAUAGAUACAGUCUCAUCAACAGCAGUUCUAAGAGAAGAUGAGAGACAAACGAACCAAGAAUUGAAUCUUGAGCUGCAGAUAAGUCCACCAUCGUUACAUUCACACCCACCGCAGGUAUUGCGGAAAAGAAACAGAAAAGUCAUUUGCUUCUACUGUAGCUUGGGGCUUCGAAACAGCAAGGAGUGCACUUGUGAGGGUAGUAGUCAUAGUAGAAGUAUACAACAUGUGAGCUUUUGCACUUGGCGAAAGGCGUUUCAAAGUGAGAAUUGAAGUAGAUGAAUUUGGUUAUGAUAACACAGCCAAAAAUGGGUUUAUUGUAUACUUACAAUCUGGUUGUUCUAUGGUGAAACACCACAGAUUUUAUGAUAGUUCAAUGAAAAGUUAUUAUAUACAUAUUCUUAAGGAUUA
Gossypium arboreum is the source of this 883-nucleotide messenger RNA. RefSeq names its product myb-related protein 308-like. The record is from RefSeq and is a predicted model, not a curated record. Bases 65 to 745 code for a protein of 226 amino acids. The transcript has 2 exons. NCBI's taxonomy places the organism in Eukaryota, Viridiplantae, Streptophyta, Magnoliopsida, Malvales, Malvaceae.